This is a messenger RNA of Aureobasidium musti, 414 nucleotides long. The record is from the annotation of a GenBank genome assembly. Lineage: Eukaryota; Fungi; Ascomycota; Dothideomycetes; Dothideales; Saccotheciaceae.
CACUGUUGGAUGAUGGCUCCACAACUACAACCUCUAGCACGCAGUGAUUCUAAGACCAAAUUUUACCAACGGCUUGGACUGUCUUCCCAGAAAAGUUCUGACAAUCGUCUCUAUGAUUUGAUGAAAGACGAGGCAAUUGUAGGACGAGAACGAAUCCUGAGCAGUCCAGACAGUUUGUUGCCCCAGUUGAGAGGUGAUCCUAAUGCAAGUGUACUACCACCGUAUUCAAACGUUCAGAUUUGUGAAUCGGCAGUUCACAAUGAGAUCUUGAGAAUCUAUCGCGAGGCAAGCCCCGAGACCAAGUCCAUAUAUGAGAAGGGACACGAUUUUGAGAGUUUCAAUGAAGAGAACUGGAUUGUACGAUGGAUGCUGUGUAAGCCUAAGCGAUGCAAGAAGAAUGAGCUUGGCGGCUGA